GGACCACCCCCUGUCCGUCAGCAAAUGUGGUGCAACGCCGAUAAUGAUGAAUUUAUCAAGCGUUGGAAAACGUUCAAUGUGAGCAAGUACUAUAUUGGUUCUGACGUUCCCUAAGAUCACAACGUCAAAACUGUUGAGGCCUGACAUGAACAUUAACUGACUUUCUUUCGUGUCGCAAAAAUGGUCGAGGUGGGCAUUGAAUGGAGGAUUGACCCUGUUAAUCGUCGCAGAUCACAGAAUCGCAUCGCCCAACGCAAAUUUCGUCAGUCGCGCAAGACACCAAAAAAUACGCUGAACGAUAUCAAUCAGCCAGUAUACAGUCGAGAUUCUCGUUCGAUUGCUGAAACUGACUUGAUAGAGGUCCCAGAUCCUCAAGAUUCCACAGACCUUGGCACCAAUUCGUCCGAUUAUCUCAUCAGGGUAGCCACUUCUACACAAACAUCUAGCAGUUCGACGACGGGAUCCCCGAAUGAUACACCAAAUAAUGGCGUUCAAGGGUCGGACGACAUCAAUUUCAUGGACAGCUUAAUAUCCGGCAGCAACGGCUCCUUUGCGACACCGCCAAUAACCGACUUUGAAGGGAAUUACGACCCAAAUUUGGACUUCAUUUCUCUAAGCGCAUUAAGGACGCCAUCAACUAGCCCUAUGAGCUCAGACUACUUCAACGUUUAUGGGACCCUGGGCAGUGUCUUUUCACCCAGCCGCUCCGAUCAUGCACAGCAUAGAGGCUCUCGGCGUGAACCGCACAUUCAUCCGGGCAUGACCUUGAUACCACAUAAUUACAACGAUUCCGGUCAACCGCUUUUGACAAAAGAGCCACCCACUUCAGCAUUACCCAAAUCAGAUGGACAAAGCAAAGGAUGGCUCAGUCCUCUACACAUUGCCGCUCGCCGAGGUCACGAGCCGAUCGUCCGCACCCUUAUUUCACACAAUAUCGACUGCAACGGAAAGGAUAGUGACAUGAGAACAGCUUUAAUUCAUGCAUCAAUAGACGGACAUGAAUCCGUAGUCAGUCUACUUCUUGCACACGGCGCUCGAAUUAGUGAUGUAGACCGACGGGGACGAUCGGCAUUAUAUUGGGCUACCAUGAAUCAGCAUCAAGGGGUCUUAAGAUUGCUUUUGUGGGAGUACGAUAAGAGAGAUUGGGAACAGGGCAUUGAUGCUUAUGAUGAUAUGGGUUGGACUGCUUUGCACAUUGCUAUUGAGAAGGGCUUCGAAGUUGGAGUUCAAUUAUUGUUAGCAAGUGGCGCUGAUUUGAAUGCAAGAGCGCAAAAGACGUGUAACGGUGAUGAUGACAAGGAUGAUAGUAGAACCACACAAGCGAAAUGAUUGUAUUUAGGUGAAUUUAUGGUGUCAAGGGUCGUGGGUCAUGGGUCACGGAUUGGAGGAUUAGAUUUUAGGUUAUGGCUUUGGAUUUUGAAUCUUGGGUUUCAUAGAUUCGAUCGGUGAUUAGGUCGUAGUCAGAGAGUUAAAAUUUCAACUCAUAUUGUAUACCCUUUAAAUCUAUAGGCUUGGCUAGAGCAAUUUCUUUCCCGC
Messenger RNA from Botrytis cinerea B05.10, 1536 nucleotides. RefSeq lists its product as hypothetical. The record is from RefSeq and is a predicted model, not a curated record. Bases 181 to 1329 code for a protein of 382 amino acids. Lineage: Eukaryota; Fungi; Ascomycota; Leotiomycetes; Helotiales; Sclerotiniaceae. Gene Ontology annotation, biological process: regulation of DNA-templated transcription. Gene Ontology annotation, molecular function: protein binding; DNA-binding transcription factor activity. The transcript has 2 exons.